This is a messenger RNA of Chelonoidis abingdonii (Abingdon island giant tortoise), 1221 nucleotides long. The record is from RefSeq and is a predicted model, not a curated record. NCBI's taxonomy places the organism in Eukaryota, Metazoa, Chordata, Testudines, Testudinidae.
AUGGGGAAGCAUGGGCUCUUGGAGAAACCUGAUUCAAGACCCUUAAUUGACUUCUUGGUGCGUCAAUGCACCCUGCCCCUCGACAGCACGGAGGCAGCAGACUGGAGGCACACCAUGGAGCUCGAGGUCCACCAGCUCUGCUCCAGCACCCUGCAGUCCCUGGGUUUUAUGGCCUGGGCUGCUCCUUCAACUGAGCCCAGCAGCCUAUGGGCCAGCCCUGCCUCUCCUCCUGCAGACCUCGGUCGGGGUGGUAAAGAGGAUGCAGGAGGAAGGCAGGCUGCCCUUGGCCAGGAUGUGCAGCAAGGAGAACAGAGGGUGUCGGUCAAGCCCCAGGGCCACUCUACCCCAGGAGCUGCUGGCUCGGCUGCUGAUCACAAGACCUGCUUCUGCCAGAGGGAGUGGGAGCAGCAGCUGCUGCAGUUCCUGGAAGACCUUCUCUUCCUCAUCUCGGACCAUACCUGGCUGGGCUAUUUCAUCACUAGUAUCAGGCACCAGCUGGCCCACAGCGAUAAGCGGCCCAGUGACAAGAGCUUUCUCUACAAGUGCUGGGGCACCGUGCUGAUGUUAUUUCCAGAAGAGAGCAUCAAGCCCCAGCUAUGGCGUCUGGUGGAGAUGGUCAAUUUCCGAGAAGAAGAGGAAAGAGAGGGAUUCGCCCGAGCACUUGGGCUGUGUGCCAGGAAACACCUGUAUGAGAUUUUUGCCAUCCUGGAGCACUGGGAAGAGGUCGUCAGCAGGGUGCAGCUCCAGCCUUCUGCUGCUGGCUCUCUGGAGGAGCCAGCUUCCAUCGAGCAGCUGAGAAGCCUCCUACUCCUCACCUAUGGGCACGUGGUCCACUCAGUCCCCACAGACCUCAUCCUAGAGACCAUAGGCUACAAGAUCCUGUCUCCCAUGCGAAAACACUAUUUUCUGAGCCCACAUGACCCGCUGGUAAGAUCUGCGUUUGUGAGAAGCCUCGUGCUGGUGGGUGAAGCUGUCACCCAAGUGAGCAGGAUUCCCUUGGUGAGCCAGGACACAUACACCGUGCUGUCCCCCCUGCUGGUGAGUGAGCAUGCUGGGGUCCUGGGAGGGGUCCGUAGGUCAGAUGCACAUGCCAGAGUAGCCAGCGUUGAAGGCCAUGUGCUGUGUUUGCGACCAGGUGCCCAGGGCUCUACAUUGGGCACUGCAAAGCCAGUGCUGAUGCAAGAUUCUUCUGGUGCGAUUCCAGCCCAAGGAAUUAGAUGA